AUGAAAACCUUGAAAUUAUCCCCACAAUUAUCCAAAGAUUAUAUUUCAUUUUAUGAGAAAGAAAAGACGAGUGCGGAUGUCAUAUUUCGCGUAGGAAAAGAAGAGAAUGUUAAAGAAUUUCACGCACAUUCAUUCGUCCUUUUUGUUCGCUCCCAAUACUUUCGUAAAGAGAUUGAAGGACUGAGAGAUAAAAUGAAGGAUGAAGCAGGUGAGAAGGUGAUGAUCAUCGAAAAACCUGAGGUUAACCCAUCAUUAUUUGAAUUAAUCCUGAAAUAUUAUUACGGGGGGAACCUUUCGUUUGAUGAGAAUAAUUUCAAAGAAAUUUUUGAUUUGCUAUUAAUUUCAAAGGAAUUUGAAAUUACCGAAUUAUUAGAAUUAUUAGAGAAUGAAUUAUUAAAAUCACCGAAUCAAAUUCAUCAAAAUUUUAGUACCACCCUAAAAUUAUCCUUGGAAUCGUUUAAGAAACUUUAUGAAUUCUGUUUGAUAACGAUUCAAGAACGACCAGAGAUAAUUUUUAAAUCCAUGGACUUUCACUUAUUAAAUGAGGAUACGUUACUCACCCUUUUGCAACAUAAAGGGUUAACUAUUAAAGAGGUUGAGAAAUGGGAAUCCAUCAUCAAAUGGGGGAUUCAUCAUAGUUUCACGACACCUAUUGAUUAUAACACGAGAAUUCCGGAUGUCACGUUGUGGACCAAGGUUAAGUUUAGAGAUUUGUCGAACACUCUUCAAAAGAUCAUUCCAUUGAUCGAUUUUUAUAAGAUUGGACCGGAAAAUUUUUAUGAGGAAGUUAAACCAUUUAAAAAAAUUAUUGAUAAAUCACUUUAUGAUGAGAUACUUAAAUAUUAUAUAGUGUCUUCCAAAAAAUCCAAUGCAAACAAUCCUGCAACGACACCAGAACCCGAACAACCCUCCAACGCUAUACCAAAAGUACACAUAAGGUUAGAUUCGGUAUUAAUUGAAUUGGAUUGCUUUCAAUUACUUAUCAAUUGGAUAAACGAGACGACACCUGGCAACACUUUAAAUCGUUUUAGAUUAUCCUUAUUAUUAAAAGGAAGUGCGAAUGCAAAGGAAAGUUUUGUAUUUAAAUUAGAUAGUAAAGAUAUUCGUAAAUCGAUCGUUGGUAGACCCGUCGCAGAUGCCGUUUAUACGAUUGAAAAUCAUCCUAAUAAUGGUCCUUGCUUUUACGGUGCUUUGUAUAUUAAAGGAGGGAAUCAUGGGGAUUUUAGAAGGGACGUGCAAUGUUAUUGUGAUGGUACGAAUUAUGGGGUUCACCUUAGAAAGACACCCAAUAAAUUUAGUGUAGAUGAUUAUGAAGUUUAUCAAGUAAUCAAAGAAUGA
Messenger RNA from Funneliformis geosporum, 1338 nucleotides. NCBI's taxonomy places the organism in Eukaryota, Fungi, Glomeromycota, Glomeromycetes, Glomerales, Glomeraceae. The record is from the annotation of a GenBank genome assembly.